Messenger RNA from Phalaenopsis equestris, 4143 nucleotides. Its product is annotated as autophagy-related protein 11. Gene Ontology annotation, cellular component: Atg1/ULK1 kinase complex; extrinsic component of membrane; phagophore assembly site membrane. The record is from RefSeq and is a predicted model, not a curated record. Gene Ontology annotation, biological process: autophagy of mitochondrion; autophagosome assembly; piecemeal microautophagy of the nucleus. Gene Ontology annotation, molecular function: molecular adaptor activity; protein kinase binding. Bases 489 to 3989 code for a protein of 1166 amino acids. Lineage: Eukaryota; Viridiplantae; Streptophyta; Magnoliopsida; Asparagales; Orchidaceae. The transcript has 6 exons.
CUCGUCUUCUUCCUGGAGGGGAAAGAGGGAGCGCUUUCUUCUCCCACAGGUCACCGUGCGACUCAUUUCUUGCCACAGAAGCCUCCUCAAACUUUCUCCUCCUCUACUUCCAUACGAUCAAUUAAAGCAAAAGCGUGCAUAAUCUCUCUCCUUUCCCUCCUCGAUUUCUUCGCGGAGUUUUCUCUCCUCCAUAGACAUAGACACAAGCUAAUUCGUCUUCCUAACCGACUCCUUUUUUUUCUUCUCAACCUUUGCGCUUCGGCUUCCAAAUCCACCCAAGUAUCUUGCCUUUUGGUGUGAUUGAUUUCACCAUCUUGGUCAAAGGAUCCCGCGGAAGAGUUCAUAAAGGCGUCGCCUUGUUUCUUUGCAGCAUCAGGCGUGUGGAUUUUUGAGCUGGGAUUUGUUCCCGAAGACUUGCGGUCUGUGAUUGCCUUUUGCGGAUUUUGUGUUGGGUCGAUUAGGGUUUGCCCGUCGGAGGAGUUGGGAAGAUGAGUUCCAGGUCUAGUAUUUCGACGGAGGAAUUCGUCCCCGGGAGGAAGCUGCUGGUUCAUAUUGCUGAGAAUGGUCAUAGCUACGAGUUUGAAUGCGAUGGCUCAACCCCUGUGGAGGCGAUCCAAAGGUCGAUCGAGUCGCUCUGUGGAGUGCAUAUCGGCGAUCAGCUCCUCCUCUGCAGGAACACUUCGUUGGACUCUCAGAAUACAUUAGCCCACUAUAAGCUUCCACAGGAUGACAGUGAAGUUUUCGUUUACAAUAAAUCCAGACUCCUUGCCGACUCUCCCCUUCCACCAUCUGAAACAAUCGAUAUACCCAAUGCCGCAGUCCCAGCUCCUCCUUCACCGUCUCAAAGCCCUCACCCCUUGGACGACGCAUCGGAUCCUGCUUUAAAGGCUUUGGGCUCCUACGAGCGUCAAUUUCGUUUCCACUUCCAGUUCGCAAAUGUCAUAUAUGGAUCCACACGAUCGAAAUUCGAGGUCUGCAAGCGGCUGUUGAGGGAGAUGCAGGUUCAGGAGAGAGCUUUAGAGACUGCUCAGGGAAAUCUGGGCCAUACUUUCAGGAAAUUACAGCAAAGAUACACUGAUUUCAUCAAAUGCUUCAAUCAGCAGCAUCGGUAUCACUCUGAACUCCUGAAAAAUUUUGAGAGGGAUGUGGAAAGGUUGAGGUCAGUCAAGCUCCAUCCUUUGCUUCAAAAUGAUUCGAGGAAAUGUUUGCUAGAUCUUGUGAAGGAGAAUGAUCUGCGGAAAUGGGCAGAUAAUUGCUUCAAUUCACAUAAGCAGUUUGAAGUUAAAGUUUCUCAGUUGAAGCAGAACUUUGGAGAACUUAGUAGAAGGGUGGAUGGUGUGUUUCAUGAUAUGGAUUCUACUGGAAUUAAGGAGUUGGAACUGAUGAUGAAAGAUCAUCAAAUAUUUCUCAAUGAUCAGAAAAGUAUAUUGCAGUCAUUAAGCAAAGAUGUCGGCACCGUUAAAAGGCUCGUGGAUGAUUGCAUAAACUAUCAAUCAUCGAAACCUCUUCGUCCUCACGAUGCUAUUUCAGGCCUCGGCUCCAUGUAUGAAGUUCAUGAAAAAAAUCAUCUUCCCAACGUGCAGAACUGCGAUCACACCAUUGCAAAGUUGCUCGCUAACUCGACGGCGAAGAAAAAUGAGACGAAUAUGGCAGUACAUUUCUGCAUGCAGAAAGUAAAGUCCUCUCAGUUAAGCAUCAAAGACACCAUGAAUGAGCUCCAUGCUUUUCAGGAGGUGAUGGGGCACAAGGAAAAGGAAUUUGAUGAUUUAAUGCUCGUUAAUGGAAUCAGCCAUGCUUACCGUGCUUGUCUUGCAGAGGUGGUGAGGAGAAAGUCAUAUUCGAAGCUCUACAUGGGUCUAGCGGGUCAGUGUGCAGAAAAGUUAGCAGCUGAUAGGGAGACAGAGAUUCGAAGGCGCGAAGGUUUUUGUAAAGCUUGGAGUAAAUAUAUUCCACAUGAUAUCUUAGCUUCUUUGGGGCUGUUUGACUCACCCAGUCAGUGUAAUGUUAGCAUCUAUCCUUUCGAUACAAACCUCGUCAAUAUUGAUGUUGGCGAUAUUGAUCGCUACGCUCCUCCGGCGCUUAUAGGAGUUCAGCCUAGAUUCGAGACGAGUAAAUCGGGUCGGAGCGAUGGAGUGGCAUCAGCAGAUAACUCGAAUUUAACCACAUCUGAAGAAAAUGCUGUAGCUUCUUGUGAGAAGGUUGAUUUUCACGGCCUGAUCGAAGGCUGCCUUCCGGUAGAUAUAUCCGGAACGAGCAGGUUAGAAGUUGAAAAUGCACAACUAAAAGCUGACCUCGCCUCUGCCAUUGCCAUCAUCUGUUCUUCCAAUGCGGGAACCAGAUACGAAACCUUUGAUGAAGCGGAGUCCGAAAAUUUGCUCAAAACUAUCAAGGAUAAGACGGCUGAAGCUCUUCAUUCUAAGGAUGAGUACAUAAGGCACAUCCAGUCUUUGCUAAAUAUGAAGCAGGUUCAAUGCUCGACUUAUGAAAAACGUAUUCACGAGCUCGAGCAGAGAUUGGUGGAUCGAUAUAAUGCGGGACAGAAUAUUUCCACUAAUAAGAAGGCUUCCGAGUCUUUUAUUUCUGAGCUGAAAAUUGAUGGCUAUAGAGGUGAUAUUUUUGGAGAUGAAGAGGCUCCUCCCAUUGCUUUUGUUUCAACUGUAACAAUGGAGGAGGCUUCUUGUACAUCUGCUUCUGUUGAUCUCAGACUCGAUCUUAUAAGUAUGCAACCAGGUAAACUCGGUGAGGGGGGUGACGAAAACAUGGUUGAUUUGUUGGGUAUGGUAACUACGAGCUCGUUAGAUCCUUCGCAUAAGGUUAUUGAUGCAUCAAUGUUAGAGCCGUCUCAUGAUGAUCAUGAAGCUGGAGAUGAUGAUGAAGAGAGUGUUGUUCGUGCAGAAAAAGAUAAAGUUGGUGAAACAGAGACAGGAUCGAGCGAAGAGGCACAACAGAUGAGGUUGACCUCAAAUAGUUCUGAUGUUGGCACGAGGCUUUGUGGCAUUUUCAGCUGUGGAAUUGCGGCUAACCCCAGUUUGGAGUCAAAAAUAAUUGAUAAUGUUGUGUUGGACCUUCAGAGCACCGUUGCGGAGAGGUCGAGACAGUUUGAUAUGUCUGAAAAUAAGGUCAAAGCCGCUUUGGAGGAGAUAUGUUCUCUCAAAAGGGAGCUGGAGAUUAGACGGAAUCUUCUUGAUGAAUCACAGAUGAAUUGUGCUCACUUAGAGAACUGCCUACAUGAAGCAAGAGAAGAGGCUCGUACUAAUCUCUGUGCUGCUGAAAGAAGAGCAUCAGAAUAUAAUGCUUUGCGGGCGACUGCUGUGAAGAUGCAUGGUUUAUUCGAAAGGUUUCGUAACUGCGUCACUGCAUUGGACGGAUCGGUUAAUUUUUCAGACUCAUUGCGCUCUUUCGCUCUUUCUUUGGGAAGCGGGUCUGCUGAUGAUGAAGAUGAUGUCUCUGCCAACUUUCGAGCAUGCAUCAUCGUCAUUGCAGAUAAAGUGAGCGUUCUUAACCGACGAAUCGAGCAACUCAGUAAGCAAAUGGAGGAUCAAAGAGAAUUGAUUAAAACCUUGUACAGAAAACAUCAGCUUGAAAAACAGGCAAGCAAGGAGAAGAUAUCUUUUCUCCGCAUGGAGGUUCAUGAGCUCGCCGCUUUCGUUCUAAACCCCGCCGGAAAUUAUGAAGCAAUGAAUCGAAACUGCCCGAACUAUUUCCUCUCGUCCGAAUCUGUCGCCCUCUUCACCGAACAUUCGAGCCGACCGGCGUACAUAAUUGGCCAAAUCGUCCACAUCGAGAAGCAGAUCGCGAGGCCGCAGCCUUCUUCAUCUCAAGCCAGCCAAGAUGAGGAAGGGGAGACCAUAUGUUCUUCAAAAUCUGGUAAAAAUACUUGUAACCCUUAUGGACUUGCUGUUGGGUCUGAAUAUUUUAUAGUAACAGUGGCUAUGCUACCUGAUACCAUUCAUUCUACUACUAUUGCUACUACUACCGCUACUUCCUGAUCCUGCCUGUGCCUGAAAUGAGGGAAGAGAAAAUAACUGUAAAUAUAUAAAUAGACUUUUUGGGUUAGGCUUUUCUGUAAAUAUUAAGCCUUUUAUGUAAAUAAUUCCAACCUUCUGAUCUGAUGCAAUAUAUAUAAGCCUCGUGAAGAUUUGC